AUGAAAUCAAAUAGACCUACUACAGUUAAAACGGGUCAAAAUUCUAGAAUAGUGGCUAUAAGCGAUAGAAAAGAGUUGGAAUUAAUUUGUUAACCUAAAAUUAAAGGAUAUAAUUCAAAAGACUCUUCCUAUUUCCUGACUUAUUAUAACAAAGGCUUUCUUUCUCAGUAGUUUGUCUGGAAAAAUGAUUAAAAAUAUAUAUUUUAAGCUUGUAGAGGCGAACAAUUAGAAUAGAGUUUAGUUUAAAAUUAGGAAUCAAUAUAAGUAUUUUAUUACAUAGGAACUAUGGUAUUAGUUUAUUUAGAGUUAUAAUAAGUUAAGAUUUUUGAUUUUUAACAAUCUCUCAACUCUUAUAAAAUAAUAAAAUUACCUGAAAAGAUUUCAUAAAUAAAUUAAUUCGAUGAUUAGAUUGUUUUCCAACCAGAAGAUAGUAAUCAUAUAUUUGUAAUACAUUUGUCGUAAUUUUAAUACUUUUUUGAAAAAUUUGAAAAGUAGUUAAAUCAAACUUAAGUGUUGUAUUUUAAACAAAGAGAUUCAAAAAUUUUGAUACAAUAUGAAAAACAUCUUUAUAUAAUAUUUUAGGAAACUCAUUCAGUAUUUUCAUUUUAAGAUCAUUUAAUAAUUUAUUCAUAUUUUGAAAAAUCUUUUAUAGUUUUUUAUGCAAUAGAUUAAUUGUAAAAUAAGAUAAUACAUUAUUAAUUCAGAGAUUAAACUUUAAUAUUUUAAGAAUAACUUAAUCUCAAUGAAUAUCAUUUUUAAAUCCACAUCCCGUUAAAACUUUCAUGUAAUUAUGGAAGAAUUAUAAUUGCAAUUAAAAAUUAAUCUGCAUAGUUGUUUCUUUUUAUAAUUAACUUAAAAGAAAUGCUAACCUAUAGUUUGGAGUAAAUUAUUGAAAUAGGUAGAUUAGAGUUUUUUUCCACGCUCUAGUUUCUAUGUUUCUAUGAUAAAGAAAAAAAACUUUAAAUUUAUUAAUUUGAUUACCUCAAUUUCACAGUGAAUAUUUAAGAUAUAGAUUAAUAUUAAAAUAUUUUAACAAUUAACGAAAGCUUAAUAUUUUAAUCUUAAAUAUAACCUUUUCCUGAAUUAAAUUAGUAUAUCACAUUGUAAUUCAGUAACUAUUGUUAAAAAAUAAAGAAAUUAUCUGAAAGUUAACAAAUAUUGUAUAGUAAAUAACAAUCUUCUAUUUAAUUAAGCUUUCAAGAUUAUUUUACUGGUCCAAUUUACAAACUUAAAUUAUUAAAUACUUCUAAUUUAGAAUUACAUGGGCCUUUUUUAAAACGAUAAUAAUUGUAAAAAUGCAAUAAUCCUUUAGAUUAAAAAUCAUGUUUCCAAAUUCGUACUCUUCAAUAUUAAGGAAUUACUACUUUAUAUAUAUAUUUAAUAUACUUAGAUAACGAAUAUAAAAUACUAAAAAUAGUUAAUAAUAAUCAUCGAUUAUUUCGUUUUAUACCAAUAUCUUAAAUUUAUCUAUUAGAAAAUGAUCAACUAAUUAUAAUUAUCCAUCAUUAAGAUCUAUGUAUAUUUUAAUUUUAUGAAUUUAACCAACUUAAUUCAAUGUAUUUAGAAUAAUCUAUUCAAAAUUAUGAAUGUAUGGAGUUUCCGAUAUCCUAAUGCAAGAAAGAGGGUAAUUUAAUAAUGCUAAGAAUUCAAUAGUCAAUACGAUUAUUUUUAAUACAUGAAUAAUAAGUUACAGAAUUGCACUUUGAAUUUUAAGAUUAAUAUGAUGAUUUCUUUAUCAUCAAUAACACUUCGAACUUAUUUUUGUUAAUGAAAAAUCAUCAAAACUUUUAAUUUUGCUUAAUUAGCAUCUAUUAUUUAGAUUAGAAUUAAUUACAUUUUAAUAGUAGUUAUAAGUUAGAUUAACAAAAAUUCUAAUUUGAAUUAUUAUAAAAUGAAUUAGAAUCUUAAAUUCUAUUUUCUGGUACUUAAAUAUUUUAUAAGUCUUUUAAGAUAGAGCAGCAAUAAAUAAUCUCUAAAAUAAUAAUUUUUUCCAAAAAAACUAUUUUUAUUGGAUUGGUUGAAUGCUAAAUUUUAUAGAAAGAAUGCAUUUACUCUGUAAGUAGAACUCUUAAAACUCCUGAUUAUUCUACAUAUGAAAAACAUUAAAAAUUUGAUGAAGAUUUUAUCUAUCUAUCGAUCAACCAGAAUUAUUACUUGUAUGAUUUAAAAUUGAAAAAUAGUAUAAAUUUGAUAGCUGCUUUUUCUGAGAAAAAUUAUGAAAUAUCAAAGUUUAAUACUACACACUAUCUUUUUAAUUCAAUAAUAUCCUCACAAGAUAUAUAUAUAGGAUAGAUUGGUUAUGAGAUAGAAAUUUUAGAGGCUGGGUAAAAGUAGAAAGAAAUUGAAUUUAAUUUAUUUGCUUAAAAUGAAAUAUCAGAAGAAUAAAUUUCUUUAAUAUUGUUUAAUGAUGAUAUAAAUAUAUCAAUUUAGAUAACAAAAACAUAUUUAAUUUACCCAUUGAUUAUGAUGUUUAUUAUUUUAAUGAUUUACUUUAUUCGCAGAUCAAAGCUUAAGUUAUAAAAUCAAGUAAAUAAAACUAAUGAUUAAUUGUGA
Messenger RNA from Paramecium primaurelia, 2553 nucleotides. The record is from the annotation of a GenBank genome assembly. Lineage: Eukaryota; Ciliophora; Oligohymenophorea; Peniculida; Parameciidae.